AAUGACAGGUGCGUUGUCCAAAGAAGACUCAUAGAAGAUGUUCCAGGAGACUGAUGAGAAGCUCAAAUCUGAUGAAGCAGAUGCUAUUUUCUUCCAGCUCAUUGCUUGUUAUUUGAUUAAAGAUUGUUUAGACCAGAAUGAAGCAGGAACUGAAAAGUUAAAGCAUCGGUAUGAUCUCACCACAACAGUCGAAUUGCUACAAUAUAUUGGAUUUGGAAUCACAUCACUCUAUGAGCUGCCAUUUCUGGCAUUUUUAUUCAAAUAUGCACUGGUGCAGAUGUGCAAGGAUGUAUAUAUGAAACUGCGAUUUCAUUCUGAAGAGAUGACUGAAUCUGUUGGACGUGAAUUUUUUCCUAAAGUUGUCAUAGAACUUGUAGGGUAUGUUUCUUGUCAAGGCUUUCUGCAUCCUUUGUGCUCUCAAUGAAAGAAUUCAACAAGCUGGUUUGGCUACUGAGGUAGAAAUGAUUGAA
This is a messenger RNA of Populus euphratica (Euphrates poplar), 470 nucleotides long. RefSeq lists its product as uncharacterized. The coding region runs from base 38 to 424 and encodes 128 amino acids. The record is from RefSeq and is a predicted model, not a curated record. Lineage: Eukaryota; Viridiplantae; Streptophyta; Magnoliopsida; Malpighiales; Salicaceae. The transcript is spliced from 2 exons.